Coccinella septempunctata (seven-spotted ladybird) is the source of this 1904-nucleotide messenger RNA. Its product is annotated as caspase-8. The transcript has 8 exons. NCBI's taxonomy places the organism in Eukaryota, Metazoa, Arthropoda, Insecta, Coleoptera, Coccinellidae. The coding region runs from base 103 to 1818 and encodes 571 amino acids. The record is from RefSeq and is a predicted model, not a curated record. Gene Ontology annotation, biological process: proteolysis. Gene Ontology annotation, molecular function: cysteine-type endopeptidase activity.
UGGUGUUAAUUUAUAUGGUUUUUACCCGUCUUCGGUGAUUCACACCACAGGUUUAUUUCCAAUUUUCAACCUUGAUUUGAAAUAUAUUUUUAUUGGUUUGAGAUGUUAAUUAUAUAUUAUACCAUUGUUGGAGUGAGUAUCGUGCUGUUAAUCUUUUGGAUUAGGAGUACGAAACGUAAAAGUAAAUACGAGUUUAAUUCGUCUGAUUCUUCCGAUAGUGAAGAUAUGCUAACUGAACAAAAUUCUUCUGAAAUAAUUCCAAAGUCAAAUAUUGAUCAAAUGUUAGUUACGGAUGCUGUUUAUCUUGAAAGGAGAAGACAAGGAACACAUUCAGUGGAUUUUGGUAUUCCAGAUAUUAGACAUAUUGAGGAAAAUCUUGAUGAUUGUGAGAAGACAUCACUAAUUUUUUUGUUGAGUGAGGACCCUGAGCAUUGCAUAAAUAAGGUAAAAUUAUCAGAAUGGGCAAGUGAACAAAUAUUGAUAUAUCCUGACUGGUCAGAAAAGCUCUUGGAAGCAUUGGCAAUCAUUAAGAAUUUUCAGUUACCAAAAAAAUUUGGGUUCUCUAAGGAGGAGCUCGUCGAAGAAUAUUUUCCUUUCAACAAAUUCUUCACAAAACAUAUUUCCAAGUUCAGAAAGGGAUUAUUUUUCAUUUGUGAAGAUUUCAAACUGGAGGAUGAAAAAUUAUUUAUUCAGGAGUUGAGGAAGGAGCUUAGGAUGAAAAAUAAAUAUUUGCCAGAGUUUUCCCAGAUGGAAAUGUAUUUUUCAUACCUACUCAAAAUUAAAUAUUUGUCUCCAAAAAAUACCCGCGAUUGUGCCAGAAUAGUGAAGAAGUUAGACCUCGAAAAAGCUUUUGACUUAUUCGAAACUAUUGAAGAUAAAACUGAGGAUGACAUAAUCCCGAAGAAAAUGAAAGCUGAUAGUAAAAAAUUGAUUUCACAAUCCAGUAAGAAUAUUUCCUCUGAUAAGGUACUUCAAGAUGAAGAGUACAUAUCAUUGGCUAACAGCGAUUCUACUCAAGACAAUGCCUCCAUCAACAGAAAAAGUGUCUUGCGAGAACCGUCUCCUCAUGGAAUUUAUAAAAUUGCUGGGAGCAAAAAAUGUUUUAUUAUCAAUCAGAUAAACUUCUAUACCGAAGUGGAAACAAAAUAUAAACAUCUUUUGCCACCAAACAUUGAAGACGAAAUGUUACAUAAAAGAUCUGGGUCUGAAGUGGAUUUACAUCGUCUAAAAUCUGUGUUUGAGAACAGAAAUUUCGAAGUCACACCCAAGGAGAAUCUCAGUCACUUGAAAAUGAUCUCAGAACUGCAGAAUAUGAUAGAAAGUAUCGACAAAAAGACAUGUUCUUGCCUUUUUGUGAUAAUUUUAUCUCACGGCGAUGAAGGUGUGGUAUAUUGUGCCAAUAGUUGUUAUGUAGAGAUUUCAACUAUUAUUGAAAUAAUGUCUCACAAAAAAUUGAUACACAUCCCGAAAGUUCUUAUUCUUCAAACAUGUCAAGGGCCUAUCUUACAAAAUGUUUACGAUGAAGAAUUAACUACAGAUGGUAAUUCUUCCAAUGGCGCAGAUCCCAAAUCGCCGAACUUUCUUGUGUUUUCAUCCACAGUGCCUGGAUUUGCUUCGAUCAGGCAUAAGAAAAAGGGUUCAUGGUUUAUUCAAGCUCUUUGCGACCAAAUUGAAAAAUAUGCAGACAAGAAGCAUUUUUUGGACAUCUGCACUCUUGUAACAGACACAGUUUCCACUUUGAAAUGGAAAAAGGAUGGUAAAUACUAUUCCAUGUUGUCAUACACAAAAACAACACUUAAAAAAGAAUUGUAUAUAUGAUAAUACUUCGACUACGACUACAUUGCAAUAUUUAUAUAUGUUCAGUACUUUGUAUGUAAUGUUUCUACUAAAAAUAUUUUUAAGGA